AUGAAUAACGCUCAAUUCGAAUACCUAGUCGGUCUUCUUUCUGAGGAUUUGCAGAAACAAGAUACAAAUAUGAGGAAUUCUAUCACACCAGCUGAGCUCGUUUGCGUGGCCCUACGUUACUUAGCGACUGGUGAGACUUUCAGGUCUUUAGAAUUUCAAUUCAGAGUGUCAAGAAAAAGAAUUUCAGCAGCUGUUAUGGAGGUAUCUGAAGCUAUCAUAAAGAGGUUGGGUCCAACCUUCCUUUCAACUCCGAAAACACAGGGGGAAUGGCUAGAUAUCUCCAGAAAUUUCAAUGAGCGUUGGAACUUCCCAAAUGGAUUAGGUGCUCUCGAUGGGAAGCAUAUCGUCAUUCAGCAGCCCCCAAAUUCAGGGUCUCAUUACCGAAACUAUAAAGGGACAGACAGUGUAGUGCUCAUGGCUCUUGUCGGGCCAGAAUAUGAGUUUCUUUAUGUGGAAGUUGGAGCGAACGGUAGAAAUUCUGAUGGAGGUAUAUGGGACCAAUGUAAUUUAAAGAAGGCGCUAGACAGUGGAUCGCUAAAUUUACCAGAGGUUUGCAAUUUACCAGGUCGAAACAACAAAGUGCCGUAUGUGAUAACAGGAGAUGAUGCGUUUCCUCUUAAGAAUUACCUGAUGAAGCCUUAUCCACAAAAAAAUCUGACAGUAAACAAACGCAUCUUCAAUUAUCGACUGUCACGAAAGAGAAGAAUUUCUGAAAACGGAUUUGGGAUUAGAAAAAAGAAGACUUUGUAA
This is a messenger RNA of Hydractinia symbiolongicarpus, 750 nucleotides long. RefSeq lists its product as uncharacterized. The record is from RefSeq and is a predicted model, not a curated record. The transcript has a single exon. Lineage: Eukaryota; Metazoa; Cnidaria; Hydrozoa; Anthoathecata; Hydractiniidae. The coding region runs from base 1 to 750 and encodes 249 amino acids.